UCAACGUACCGGAUGUUGAUACAGAAUCCGCAGGAACAGCUGUGAGAGAACAACAAAGCGACAACGAACCCAACAGACUUCAGGGAAGAAAAUAAUUAACGUGGAAAAGGACGCCUUAGCUACAACUAGCUAAAGCCCAACUAGUCGAAAAGUCUUUAAACGAGAGCAGCAUUAACCCUCUCCUUCCCUUUGGUCCUGUAGGUGAGUGUGUACUGAAGCAUGGGGCGGAUCUUCCUGGACCACAUCGGGGGCACACGCCUCUUCUCCUGUGCCAACUGUGACACCAUCCUGACCAACCGCUCAGAACUCAUCUCCACCCGCUUCACCGGAGCCACCGGCCGAGCAUUCCUCUUCAACAAGGUGGUGAACCUGCAGUACAGCGAGGUGCAGGACCGCGUGAUGCUGACGGGCAGACACAUGGUGCGAGAUGUCAGCUGUAAGAACUGCAACAGCAAGCUGGGCUGGAUCUAUGAGUUUGCCACCGAGGACAGCCAGCGCUACAAGGAGGGCCGCGUCAUCCUGGAGAGAGCACUCGUCAGGGAGAGCGAGGGUUUCGAAGAGCACGUCCCCUCUGACAACUCCUGAGUUGAUGCUCAAAAUACUCGCUCACCCCCACGCCCCUGCCCUAACCCUCCAAAGCCCCAAGCUCAUUAUUCCAGACACUAGUCAAUAGUCUUGGCUCCACCCACAGCUUUGACCAAGCUAUGACUUUUUGACCUCUCCUGAUUGGCUGGAUCUCUUGAUGCUGUGUUGGCCUCUCCUAAACCCCUCCCUCUUUCAAAGACCACCUCCUGUCACCUAGAGACAUCGACGGGCCCGCUUUCACAUAGCUAUGGACUCCAUGCACACGUGCACACAUUCACACAGGAUUUUGAACACAACUACACACACUGCAAGGCACACACACUCAUAUUUACACACUUGACAUGCUCACAUGCAUGAUUAGUAGAUAUAUUCACUGACUCUGGAUAUUUUGUCAACUUUACAGCUGCAGUCACUAUAACUCCCUCCCAGUGCUGUUAGUACUGUGUAUCCUUAUCCUCUAUCUGGCUGCUGUGCCUGUGCGUGCAUUGUGAAGACCUGCUUGUUGCGAUGCACAUCCCCACAAGUCCUUCCUUCUGUGUGUGAGGAGGGGGGAGGCAGGUAGGUUAGUGGGUAAGAGCGUUGUAACCGAAAGGUCGCUGGUUCUAACCCCGAGCCG
This is a messenger RNA of Coregonus clupeaformis (lake whitefish), 1201 nucleotides long. Its product is annotated as protein yippee-like 5. Bases 220 to 585 code for a protein of 121 amino acids. The record is from RefSeq and is a predicted model, not a curated record. NCBI's taxonomy places the organism in Eukaryota, Metazoa, Chordata, Actinopteri, Salmoniformes, Salmonidae. The transcript is spliced from 3 exons.